AUGAAGCUUGUGAGCCAUAGCGCCAAACUUUUGGAGCUGGAAGCUAUCCAGUCGUUCAUGAAUAGCGACGGCGCUCUCGAGGUGUUGUUGACAAGACUCAAGGAGUCGCUAAACACAGGUGACGAGAUUUCAAAAUAUGUGAAAAGAAAAGCUAUGAUAGAGGAUGAGCACUAUGGUCUACUCAAGAAGUACUCAUCCAAUUUGCGCUCGAAUAUGAAGGCGUCCAGGCUGAUGAAAACUGACAACUUUGCUAAGAAAUUUGAUUCAAUUGUGGAGUUUGACGAAAAACUUUACAAUGUGGGAAGCUCAUAUGUAACAGCAUUGAACGUGAUGCAUGAUGAACUUGUCUCGCUCAUGAAUACGGUUUCAAAGUCUAGAAAGCUGAUCAAGGAGGAGUGCAAGCGCAAGGAAAAAGAGUGCUCCGAUGCUAUUCUUUUGGCUGAUAAGGCAAAACAAAAAUACUACCAUUUGUGCGAUGACUUAGAAAAAUUGAAAACCUCAGACCCAAACAAGAAGUCCUUUUUGAAGAAUAAGACCGCCGAACAACAAGAAGAUGAACUACAAAGAAAGGUCGAUUCUGCAGAUCUGGAUUACAAGCUUAAAGUCUCACACAGUCGCAAGAUCAAAGAUGAGAUCUUGAUGAUUCAUAGACCAAUGCACUCAAAAAAACUUAAGAAUUUGAUUUUGGAAUUGGAUAUUGCAAUGAGUGUCCAGCUUCAAAAAUUUGCCACUUGGAGCGAGAAUCUCGUCAUGAACUCUGGCGUCUUAAUCGCUCCUUUACAAAGUGACAAGCUGUCAAUGAAGGCUCUUGCAUCAGAUAUUGAUAACGAGUUAGAUUUAUACAAUUAUCUUCGAGCCAAUAUGAGAUCAUCCACCAACAAAUCUCUUGUGCCAGUGGACUACAUUGCUCACCCAUCUUUUUCCAAAAUCACCCAACCAGUUAAGCCGUUUUUCAAUAGCAGUGCUAACAAAAGCACCAACAUUAAUGGUCCUAAUACAAUUUUUGCCCCUGAGUCGGAAAUCCAGCAGAGCGGAUCUUCUAAGCAAGUUCCAGAGCUCGCGUCAAACACUUCCAGUCCACCGUUCAGUGACCAAAGCGGCAACCCAGCUCAUGCUUACAAUUCCCUAGAUCCAGCCUCAGAAGAAUUGAAGGGUCCUCGUCUGCUUUCCCUGAUUAAAGUUUCUGCACAGCCCACUUUCAGCGUCUCUAUCGAAGAGGUUAUUCAAUUUGCAGGAAUUGAUAACGUUCCUUUGAUAGUCAAAAGGUGCAUUGAUGUCAUUGAAAAUUAUGGGUUGAAUAUAGAGGGUCUCUACAGAACUAGUGGCAAUAAGACGACUGUUCAAAGUCUAAAGGAAUCAAUUGACUCGAACUUUGCAAACUAUUUAUUAAUUGGGAACAACUUAGAUCCUGAGAACGUCUUAGAUGCUGAUAUCUACUGUACGGCUUCCCUCUUAAAGCUUUACUUCACAUGUCUUCCAGAGCCACUUUUAACAGCCGAGUAUUACCAAGCCUUCAUUGAUACAGUCAAGUCAAACAACGAGCUUAACAUCGCAAAGAAGUUACAUCACUUGGUGUACAAUUUACCGGAUGGGGCAUAUUUCACUCUCCGGGCAUUGAUCUUCCAUCUCAACAAAGUAGCCGCAAACGAGAGCACGAACAGAAUGAGCGCCAAGUCUUUAUCGAUUAUCUGGGGGCCAGCUAUUUUGUGUGACCAGCUAAUGUCGCCACAGGAUUUGAGUUAUAAGAGCAAGGUUGUAGAGGAGUUGAUGCUCAUUGCAAACGAGAUUUUCGAGACGGACUAG
This is a messenger RNA of Metschnikowia bicuspidata var. bicuspidata NRRL YB-4993, 1803 nucleotides long. RefSeq names its product Rgd1p (gene RGD1). The record is from RefSeq and is a predicted model, not a curated record. The transcript is spliced from 2 exons. Gene Ontology annotation, biological process: regulation of GTPase activity; signal transduction. NCBI's taxonomy places the organism in Eukaryota, Fungi, Ascomycota, Pichiomycetes, Serinales, Metschnikowiaceae. Bases 1 to 1803 code for a protein of 600 amino acids. Gene Ontology annotation, cellular component: cytoplasm.